AAUAAUGAUAAUAAUAAUAUCAGGCGAAGUUCUUAGAAGGCUUACAAUAUGGUUUGAUAUGUAAUCAUUCUGGUAUUUGUUAAUAAAUCGUCGUUUCCAAUGGAAGAAGAAGCAGGCAUACUUGUCAUUACUCUUAAAAAUAUUCAUCAAUAAUUGGGGACAAUCCAAGUAACAAAUUUAUUGCUUAUAGGUACACAGUAUUUCAUAUCAUUUUGGAAUCAUGGAAUUGUCACACAGUCUGACACUAAAUGAAGAAGCUUUAGCUCAGUUGAGUGAAGCAAAAAAACCAGUAUUCAUAUUUGAAUGGCUCAGAUUUUUGGACAAAGUUUUGGUUGCUGCCCAAAAGAAUGACAUAAAAGGGUGUCAGAAGCAAUUAGUGCAACAACUAAUGAACCGUAUUCAGGAAUCUCCUGGCCCACCAACUAGAAAACUAAUAGCAAGGUGUCUGGCAACUUUAUUCUCUGUUGGAGAUACUUUCCUGCUUUUUGAUACUGUGAAUAAAUGCAAUGACAUUUUGAGAAAUAAAGAUGACUCACCAAGCUUCCUACCUACAAGACUAGCUGCUAUUUGCUGUGUUGGCACCAUGUACAAAAAGUUAGGCAGAAUGAUGGGGAGAUCCUAUGAAGAAACAGUCCAUAUCUUGAUUCGUUCACUGAGGAAUGCUGAAUCCCAAACAAGAAUUGAAAUAAUGCUAACCCUAGAAAAAGUGUGUGCAGGAAUGGGUACUGCCAUAAACAAUGUUCACAAAGACAUAUACAAAGCUGCUAGACAUUGUUUGAUUGACAGAGUGAUGGCAGUGAGAUGUGCUGCAACAAGAUGUCUACUAGAAAUGCUCAAUCACACAAUGUUUUUUUAUACAACAGAAUUGGAAAGUCUGGCUUCCCUAUGUUUCAGAGCUUUUGAUGGUUCCAACUAUGUUGUUCGUUGUACUGUUGCCAAACUUCUGGGUGCCUUGAUUGCUAUGACACAACAACAACAAAAUAUCUCUGGAAAAGUUUCCCAACAGCAACAACAGCAGAAAGGUCCUAAACUAGUAUCUCUGGAUGAGGCAUUAGGAGUAUUCAUGUCUGGAUUUCUUCGAGGUGGUGUUGGAUUCUUGAAAGGAACUGGAGAAAUUAUAAAAGGAAGUUCUGGAGUAAAUAGAGAAGUGAGAGUUGGGGUGACACAUGGUUAUGUCAUCUUUGUUCAGAUACUGGGUAGUAAAUGGCUUGAAAAGAAUAUGAAAGCUUUCCUCACACAUAUUCUCUACCUUGCUGCAAAUCCUAAAGCAGCUUCAAGCCAUGUUGAUGCUGUUUAUUCCAGAAAAUGUAUAAAUUUUAUUUUGAGGAGUGUUCUUGGAAAAAUGUUGGGUGAGAAAGCACAAGCCUCAGCUUGCAAAGAAAUAGCCCAAAUCAUUGUGAAGGAGAUGAAUUCUAUUGAUUUCAAUCCAGAAAAUGCUAAAGAUGCUAAUCAAGAAACACUUUUCAGCCAACAUUUACUAGUAUGUGCACUUCAAGAAAUUGGGACACUUGUUUCAAGUUUGGGAACAACUGCACAUGAUUUGAUAACAGAUCAGUCAUUAAAUAUGAUAGAUGUCACCAUGAGUGUUUUGAUCCACCCAUGCCAAGCUGCUAGACUGGCUGCAGCUUGGUGCCUUAGAUGUAUUUGCGUUGCUGUCCCUAGCCAGAUCUCCCCUCUUAUAGACCGUUGUGUCAGUGGAAUAGAACAGUUUCGAACCUCCCCAGAAGCCAUAUCAGGUUACAGCUCUGCUCUGGCAGCUGUCUUAGGAGGUGUUAAACUUUCACCUCUAGGAGUGCCUCACAUGAAAGGGAAAAUAAUCUUCAAUACUGCCGAGGAAUUGCUGAGAAGCGCUAGCCAGAAUAGUAGAUUGUCCCUGAAUAGGACUCAAGCAGGGUGGUUGCUUAUUGGAGCCAUCAUGACUUUGGGUAUACCUGUAGUGAAAGGGCUUUUACCAAGGAUGCUGUUGCUCUGGAGGAACUCUUUUCCUAGGUCAGCUAAAGAAUUGGAUUCAGAGAAGGCACGAGGAGAUGUGUUCACAUGGCAAGUCACGCUGGAGGGCAGAGCUGGAGCUCUAUCGGCAAUGCAUAGUUUUCUUCAGAAUUGUUCUGAACUUGUUAAUGAAGAUACCACAAGAAGAUUGCUCACUCCAAUUGAAUCUGCUCUUGCUAUGCUAACCAAUAUAUCUGGAAUAUUGAAAACUUAUGGACAACAUUUGAAAGCACCGGCUGCAAUGGUUAGACUUCGUCUCUGUGAAACACUUCUGCUUCUACAUCCUCAAUGUUAUGAAAAUUCAUACACACACUUAUUGAGGAUGUUGGUUGCGGAAUUCACAUUAACAGAAAAUCCAGCCAAUACAACUACAUCUCAGCUCCGAUCAGUUUGUCAUGCUGAUGAUUCUGUUAUCUUAGGUACUUGGUUGCAGGAGACAGAUCACCGGACAAUUGAAGAUCAGAUGGAACCCAAUCGAAGGGCUGAUGGUGAACAUCUUCAACCAAACAGUGCCGCUGGUUCUGGGGCAUUGGAACAUGAUCAAUGUUGCCUCUACAGACAAGUGAAUCAAGGCGAGACUAUACCAGGACCUUUACCACUAGGAGUAACAGUGAUCGACAUAUCAGUUCUACUGUUCGGUCAAAUCUUUCCCAGGGUAACCAACAAACACCGUGUUCAAAUGCUCGAUCAUUUUGCAGAGUGCAUAAAGCAUGUGCGCAGUACCAGGCAAGAAGCGGUUCAAAUGAAUGUAUUUACUGCCUUGCUGAGUGGUUUGAAGGGCCUAACUGAAACUAAAGUUAAUAUCAAUCAGGAAGACAUCAAAAAGUCUGCUGUGAACUUGAUUAUAGGAGCACUGACUUCACCUAAUCCCAUUCUUCGAUAUGCUGCAGGUGAAGCUGUGGGUCGUAUGGCACAAGUAGUUUCUGACCCUAAAUUCACAGCUGAACUUGCUCAAACAAGUUUUGAUAGACUGAAGUCAGCUAGAGAUGUAGCUAGCAGAACUGGCCAUUCUUUGGCUCUGGGAUGCUUGCAUAAGUAUGUGGGCGGUAUGGGAUCUAGCCAGCACUUGACCACAAGUGUUUCAAUUCUACUUGCACUAGCACAAGAUCAAACAUCUCCAAUAGUUCAAGUUUUGUCGCUACAUGCACUAGCGUUGAUCGUAGAUUCUGGUGGCCCAAUGUUCAGAGGCUAUGUUGAACCAAGUCUCUCUGUCAUACUCAAACUUCUGCUGAAUGUCCCGCAGUCUUACAUUGAUGUUCAUCAAUGUAUUGGGAAAGUACUCUCGGCACUUAUAACAGUUAUUGGACCAGAACUUCAAGGCAAUACAGCUAGUAUAUGUACUGCUAGGUCUUCCUUUUUGUGCGCCUGUGCCAUUAUGCAGGACCAUCAUGAUCCAUUGGUUCAGGCUGAAGCUACAGGAUGUCUGCAACAAUUGCAUUUGUUUGCACCAAAACAUGUCAAUUUAUCAUCACUGGUACCAACAUUAUGUAGAACACUAUCUAGUAAUCAUUUAUUACUGAGGAGAGCUGCCAUAUCAUGUUUGAGACAACUGGUACAAAGAGAAGCAAAAGAAGUUUGUGAGCAUGCUAUGAAUUUGGCCAGUGAAAGUCGUGAACAGAACAAUGUGGAAGGUCUGACCAUAACAGAAACUGGUCUACCAGGGGUAUUUUUCAGCAUGCUAGACACCGAGACUGAUACAGGCUUGAUAAAAGACAUUCAUGACACGAUAAUCAGUAUGUUACAAGUUCUUUCUGCUGAUAACUUGGCACAGUGGUUGGGAUUGUGCAAAGGUGUUCUAACUGUGGCCACUGAAAACAGUUCUGAAGAUCGUACUAGUUCAGCAACAAAUGACGUGGAAGGAGAUGAUGGAGAAGUAGAUGAUGACCAAGAAGAAUUUCACGCAGAAGAUGAUGCUUCUCACCCAGCUGUUCAACCUAGGUGGCCAACCAGAGUAUUUGCUGCUGAAUGUGUUAGAAAAAUUAUAGCAGCAUGUGAAGCUAGCAACAAAACGGCUCACUUCGAUUUAGUAGAAGCAAAGGAGCAACAAAUAACAAGAGGCAAAAGUGACUUCUUGACCUUGCAUCUAUCAGAUUUGAUUAGAAUGGCGUUCAUAGCAGCUACUAGUGACUCAGAUCCUUUGAGACUAGAGGGUUUGAAAACCUUACAGGAGAUCAUCGAAAAAUUUGCCAAAGUUCCUGAACCCGAAUUUCCUGGACACCUGCUCCUUGAGCAAUUCCAAGCUCAGGUAGGUGCAGCUUUACGACCGGCAUUUUCUCCCGAUACUUCCUCACUGGUUACAGCAGCAGCUUGUGAAGUCUGUUCAACUUGGAUUGGGUCUAAUGUUGCCAGAGACCUCCAUGAUUUGAAAAGAGUACAUCAAUUACUAGUAUCGUCUUUGACAAAACUCAGAACGAAGACUAAUGUUAAUCAGCUGUAUAAUGAGAGUUUGGUGACCCUUGAGAAACUAUCCAUAUUGAGAGCUUGGGCAGAGGUGUUCAUUGUUGCUAUGAAGGGUCAUGAAUCUGCAGUUAAUUUGUCUUUCACAACAACAACAACAACAACAACUGCUACUAAUGACAAUGAAUUCACAGACUUCGAAUACCGAGGAGAAAGCUUACUAACUCUAGUGCAGCCAGAACUAUCAAGCCUCUCACAGUAUUGGUUACUAGCAUUGAAAGAUCAUGCUCUACUAUCACUUCCAAGUGAAUUCUCCAGUCAGUUACCACAUGAUGGCGGUGCCUUUUAUACGAAUGAAACCAUGGACUCUUCAAGACCCCAUUAUGUUUCAUGUUGGCCGCCAAUUUUGCAUGCUGCUGCAUUAUUGUUGAAUACAGGGAAUUUCAAAAGAGACAGUGAUAAUGAUAAUGAUGAAAACCCGAACAACAACAGAUCAAAUGAAGACCCAUCUGAUAGGUUCCAUUUACUUUUCGGUAUUUGCAUGGAAGCUCUGUGCAGUCCGCGUUCCACGGAACCUUUGGAAAGCACUGUUACCUGUCUUCAGGCAUUGUAUACUUUGCUGGAGACUAAAUAUGCGAGGAAAUUGUUGAUGUCUGACAGAUCAUUAGGUAUUGAAAUGUGCAAUGUUCUACAUCGCUUGAUUCUCACUAGAGAUAGCCACAAUUGCCAGUUAUUGUGUUUAGAAGCCUUGAAGCAAAUAGUAAAAGCCGCGCAAGAAUAUCUCGAUGAGACUAAGAAGGAUAAAUUGAAUGAAGGAGAAAGUGUGACUGAAGUUGAUAAACUAGGAGAAGGAGGUGAACUUGGACAAAUAAUUCCUGGAAAUUCUCUGGUUAUUUCUUGCCUAGAAGUGUGCCUUUGUCUCAUCAUCCGUCAGCUACCAUCAUUGAGUCCUGUGCCAAAUACAACAAUAGUCAAUUCCUUCAGAGUCAUGCAGUCUGGAGAACAAUCAGGUCAAUUACUAGCAUCAUCUAUAAGUUGCAUGGAAAAUCUUCAUAAACUCUGUUCUCCAAAAGGUGCUCUCUCAAUCUUGCCAACAAUAUUGUAUCUAACCACAGGCGUCAUUAGAGAAGUCUCCACCAAGAGUGUGAAUGAUGUCAAUGUCAUGGCCAACAGUGCUUCUGUUCAAUCAGCUUUGCAUUGCUUGAAACUUAUAGCAACUGAUCCAUACUGCAGUCAUCCCGAGAGCUGUGAUAUGUGGCAGAAGUUGCUACAAAGCUCACUUGCAAAAAUAAUUGAUCUCACCAAAACUAGAAAUGAUGACACAAAACUUGAUGAGGUGACAAUGAUGCUGGCUAUAGCAGUGUUCGUUUUGAACGCGCCAUGUAAAGUUGUUACAGUACCCAAUCUUCAGUAUCCCUGUAUCAACCAUUUUAGACAAUGUUUCGAAGACCCGAAUUCAGUGGUUCGUUUGAAAUGUGUGCGUACAUUGAAGUCAUUAUUUGGCCACCACGAUCGUGCCAUUUCCACACCUUACAUUCAUACGUUGGCUCCUCAACUUGUUGAAUUUUUGUAUUCAGAUACAGCAAAGAAACCAUACUCUGAUGGAGAACUGUUGGUUACUAUUGAAACCAUCACUGCUAUAGAAUCCCUUAUUGAACUAGCUGAACCAGAUACACGUAUUCAGAUGCUGACAUUACUGGUCCCUGUUUUAAUUAGUUACCUAUCUGAGCCGAAUACUCGUAAUACCACUAAAUAUGCCCAGUCAUUGCAUGAUGUAAGCCUACAGUGGCUUAUGAAGAUUGGCCCCAAAUAUCCGCAGGAAUUCAAAAGGCUGAUGAUGCAAUCCGAAGGUCUGCGUGUGAAACUAGAGAAUGCCAUUCGUAUUAACCAAACUAGUCAGUGCAAAAUCAAAAAUGAAGUGAAUAUAAAUCAGCAGUUACCUAGUCAUACCCCAACUAUCAAACUGAAGACCGAUUUCAGCAAUUUCUCCUAAUUAGUCACUGAUUAGUGUCAUUGUAUAGACUAGAAAAUAAUAUAGACUUGGAUGUGAGGUAGGUGAUAUCCUUUUCAAAUUUUUCAUUUGAAUUUUUUAUUUCUUCCGACUGAUAUUAUGAAUAUUGUUUUGCCAUUUUAUAGGUCUAUAAAAUAUUUAUGAAUGUUCUGAGGCCUACCGUUCUUAAUGAUAGACAAUGUCGAGAACAUGUAGAAAAAAAUGUUAAAAUCUUGUAUCAAAGUAUCAACAGCAGGUGAAAUAUGGCACAUUUUUCCGCUCUCAAUAUAUACAUGAAUCUUCAGAAUUUACUUAAAGCAUGCUAUAUAUAGUUGAAUGAAUACAUAAAAAAUCAUUGACAAAAGAAGGCAUUCCAGUAAAGUAGGUAAACUUUCAACUAAUAGUGGAAUAGUAUGAAAAGAAUUUUUAGCCAUUUAAUAAAAAGAAUAGGGAGCAAAUAAUAUGUCAUAUUUUGUACCUUAGGUUCUGUGAUAGUACUUGUAAUAGGGAAGAUUCUUCCAAUCUUUUGGUUGGUUUCGAGUUUUUUACUAGACAUUUUCAUUUUAAAUAAUUGAAAAUAAUCUCUUCCAAAAACAUCCCAUUUCAUCAGUAGUAUCAAAGAUCAUGUAUACAGCUAUUAUUUUCGUUUUUACUCAGUUGAAUUAUUUAUUAUCCCAUAAGGUAUGAUACAAAAAUCUGAUUUGUAAUUGUAAAUCAUUUCUCGCAAUAAAUGUUGUAAAUAGUUUCCUUAUUUAAAUAUGUUAUAACUGUUUUCUAAAUUAUUUAAUGAUUGUAAUUUAUUUCUGAGAUUGCGUUUUUACCUAAUAAAAAAUUAUACAUG
This is a messenger RNA of Phaedon cochleariae (mustard beetle), 7217 nucleotides long. The record is from the annotation of a GenBank genome assembly. Lineage: Eukaryota; Metazoa; Arthropoda; Insecta; Coleoptera; Chrysomelidae.